AUGGCAGGGCGAGGGGAACCUGUAGAGGCUCUGCCGGAGACCACCGGCGACCAUAAAGUGCCCAACGGUGUCGAGGAAGAGUGGAAACCCGCCAAUCUUACAGCUGAGGGAGUGAGGGAAUGGCAAAAGCUCGGCUGUCUUUGCCCCGUCCACAUCGGAGAGACCGUCUGCUUCUUUUGCGUGGACUGUAUGCAGGCUUGCUGCACGGUGUGUGGUAUGACUGACCACUACAACCACCAGAAGAAACACCGAGGAGAGGCGAUCCCUGAUGGUCAGUUUGGCCACACAGGGCUCUUCUUCCCACCAGAUUUCAUUGUCCAGGGUGUCCUCAAAUCCUUGAACGAGGACCUACAGCACGUUGACAUUCACACACCCAAGGCAUCAGAGAGAGUAAAGCAGUGCAUUUCCAGCCAUCAAACUGCCCUGGCAGCACAGAAGAGAAGUCUCAUCGACCACAUCAAUGCAGUGAAGAAGGCUCGGUUGAAAUACCUCCAGAGACAGCAGAAGCACCUCCACAAGACCUUUGAAGAGCUGACGGCCACAAGGGCCCACAUUCAGAAGUACACAGACUCUGACGACGACUUUAGCUUUCUUGCCUCGGAGAAGGAGACCACGCGGAGGGUUGCUGAGCUGAACGAGAGGUGUUCCAAGAUGGUUCUCCCCACAGAGGAGGACUGGGGGCUGGACAAGAUCAGAGUGGUUCGAAACGGGCAGUACGUUGAAGUGAACAGGGGCAGGCGACCUCCCCCUCGUCCCCCACGACCAGGGGUCAAGACCCUGCAGGACCCCACAUUCAGAGCCACCUCAGUGAAGCUCCACUUUUCUUUGGAGCCCGACAUGUUUGCUGCUUUUGUCAGAGCAUGUUGUCAGGAACUGGGGGAGAAAUACUGGCUCAGGGUGCAGUGA
This is a messenger RNA of Geodia barretti, 906 nucleotides long. The record is from the annotation of a GenBank genome assembly. NCBI's taxonomy places the organism in Eukaryota, Metazoa, Porifera, Demospongiae, Tetractinellida, Geodiidae.